GGCCGUGACAGCUUGUCAACCUGUCAAAAUCUGAGGCACGGCCGUGGUGACCGAGUGACAGGCGCCGGGAGUAUCGGCACGCUCAGGAUGUCGAGGAAUUGGAGGGACAAGGUGAGCUGAGAGCAGCAAGAAUAUAAGAGAGUCGUCUUUCUUGGGGGUGGUGAGCAGCGAGCUGCCUGGGCUGCUGUUACGGCCUACUACGUCUUACUCCUGGUCAGAACGAAGCAAUAAUGAUCGGGAAUGCGCUCCUCCAAUAUGCAGGGCUUCUAGCCCUCUCGAACCUGCCGCCGAUUCAGGCUAUUCCGUUCCUAUAUACCCCAACAACCACCUUCUCUGCUGCUGAAACCGUCACGCCAGCUGUGGUGUCUCAGAUGAAUGUGACCUCUCAUGGCCCCUUUACAGGACCACCGGCAAUGACCACCGGGGCGCUAACGGCUUCCACAAUCCUGGCCUCGGAGAUUCCAUCGGCGCCUCCUGCUCCGGGAUCCUUCAAUUACACAGCCGACGGCAAGCUCCACGGCCCCGAGCCUGCGCCGUUUACUCCAAAUGGCGGCCUGGGGACCAAUGGAUCAGCUCCUGUCUACCGGCCUCAGAGUGACUAUGACUACCAGUCGCUGGCGCUAGCUCUCUACCAGGAAUGGAUUGAGCUGGAUCUCUUCCACUUUGGCCUGAAGAACUUCUCUACUGGACAGUUUCAAUCAAACGGAGUCAACGCCGAUGAUAGAUUUCUCAUUGAGUACAUGGCCGACCAGGAGGUCGGACAUGCUACCCUCCUUACCAAUAUGCUCGGCCCACAGGCACCUCGACAAUGUACUUACAACUAUCCCGUAUCCAAUGUGCGAGAGUUUCUUGACUUCAACCAAAAGCUUACGCGCUGGGGAGAGUCGGGCGUCUAUGGAUUUCUGCCGCAUCUGACCUCUAGACCUGCGGCCCAGCUGCUGCUCCAGAGUAUUGCAGUAGAGGCUCGCCAGCAGCUCAUCUUCCGCCAGCUUGGAGGACAGUUUCCGAUGCCGGUAUGGCACGUUCCCUCAAUUCCCCAGAGCUGGCAAUGGUCUCUGCUGGCGCCGUAUAUCUCCAGCUGCCCUGCCAACCAGACACGACUUAUAUGGCAAAACUUCCCUUCGCUCAAUAUCCUUAAUCAGCCUAAUCCUGCUCGCAUCAAUGCCUCUAAUGCAUUUAAUGAGACCACUGGUGGCUUUGCCAACAGUCUUUCAACUGCAAACAUCUCAAGCUCGCAGCUUUGCUUCAACGCCACCAAUCAGACGCUCAACUGCUCGCCAGCCAUCAGCCGGAACCGCACCAUCCCGCUUUCUUAUCCAGGCCGCCAGGUUUUCUUGCACUGGGACACUCCCGGAAAGCUAAUCGGGCCAAACAACAGCUACGUAACUACAACCAGAGCACGAGUGCCCCGGUGGGCGGCUUGGGUAUCGCAGCUAAACGUCACGUACUCUCCACUGCUCAACAUAAACCUGCGAAACCAGACGGCGUUUACUUUCCAGCCCAAUGUGUCGACGUGGGAUCAUGAUCCAGCAAUCAAUGGAACCAUGUUUUUGGCGCUGACGGAUGCAAGGAUCAACGUUACACCGUUCAACUUGAGCCAAAUCAAUCCUCAUGUUGCAGCUCUUGGAGUUUAUCAGGCUGGUUAAGCUGAUUUCAACUACAUAAACGAGGCAAGAAAAGUAGUUCCAGUAAAAAGGUUCCAGUCAUGUGAAUUUCGGUAUAUUCGGUAUGGGGCUGAGUUCAUGCUGUAUACAUAAUGGCUUCUGGAGUGGCAUCUAACUCUGCCAGACAAUACUAAGCCUUGAUCGUUAAUAGUAAAGAAGUAAACAAUCAAUUAAACGAACUUUUAAGGUUCCAUUAAUAUGUGCUAGC
This is a messenger RNA of Trichoderma asperellum CBS 433.97, 1872 nucleotides long. RefSeq lists its product as uncharacterized. NCBI's taxonomy places the organism in Eukaryota, Fungi, Ascomycota, Sordariomycetes, Hypocreales, Hypocreaceae. The record is from RefSeq and is a predicted model, not a curated record.